GUAUAUGCGUUUAUUUCCAAUGCUGGCGACAGGGGUUCUGAUAUCAUUCAUAUUUGAUCUCAUGGGCGAUGGACCAUUUUGGCCCAAUCUUAAAAUGUUCAUGGCCGAACCAUGUUACGAUAGGUAUACCUCAGCCGACUUCCAACUCUAUGCAAUGUCUCCGUUGGCAUUCCUCGCGCUCUACAAAAUGCCCAGAUUUGGUGUUCUCUGGAAUGUCUUCCUAUUGGCGAUCGGAAUAUCCAUUCCUCUCAUUCUUCGCUUCGCUCCUCAUAUCUAUGAAGGCUUUGCCGCUGAUAUUGUGUCCGACAAUAUCAAGGCCUGGAGUCAUCAUUACUGGUCAUCUCUGCCAUACAUUCAGACUUAUAUCAUCGGUAUUCUCAUGGCUUAUGCUAUCCGUCGGCACCCGAAGGCAUAUUUAGGCGGACGGAUAGGAGAGACGAUCAUAUGUUUGGUCACAUUUUUGAUGACAUUUGGGAUCUGUUGGUGGAAUAAAGACUUCUUGCACUUCAGCUAUCGAUACACUCGACUCAAUGGAUACGAAUUACACGUCUAUCUAUUGGUUCAUAAAGUGUUUUAUUUAUCGGGAUUUUGUUGGCUUUUCUACGCCUGUGCCACCGGUAGAGCCGAUAAUGGGUUGGAAGGGAUU
Molecule: messenger RNA, 646 nt
Organism: Medioppia subpectinata
Lineage: Eukaryota; Metazoa; Arthropoda; Arachnida; Sarcoptiformes; Oppiidae
Source: the annotation of a GenBank genome assembly